Gastrolobium bilobum is the source of this 908-nucleotide messenger RNA. RefSeq lists its product as uncharacterized. NCBI's taxonomy places the organism in Eukaryota, Viridiplantae, Streptophyta, Magnoliopsida, Fabales, Fabaceae. Gene Ontology annotation, molecular function: lyase activity. The record is from RefSeq and is a predicted model, not a curated record. The transcript is spliced from 9 exons. The coding region runs from base 3 to 779 and encodes 258 amino acids.
CAAUGGGCACUGCAACUGCAACCUUAACCUUGUGUCAAUGGCCUCCUCCUCCUCCUUCUUCUUCUCUGCAUUUGCGUGCCAGGGUUUCGGUUUCAUGCAGAGCCCCUCAGCCUCAACCUCAGCUUUCAGCAUCCCCAGUUGAAAAAACCCUCAGCCAGAUUAAGAAUUCUGGUGUCAUAGCUUGCCUUAGGGCCAACAGUGCAGAAGUGGCCUGGGAAGCUGCAAAUGCUGCAAUAGCAGGUGGCAUUUCAGUUUUGGAGAUUGUGAUGUCAACCCCAGGGGUAUUUGAGGUUCUACAGCAGCUGGUGAAGGAGCAUCCUACAAUGGCUUUAGGAGUUGGAACUGUUCUCAGGAUUGAGGAUGCAAAAACUGCAAUUAAUGCUGGAGCCAAAUUUCUGAUGAGUCCUGCAAUUGUUAAGGACAUUAUGGAUUACAUUCAGAGUGGGGAAAUUUUAUAUAUUCCUGGCGCUAUGACUCCAACUGAAAUAUUGUCUGCAUGUGAUGCAGGUGCUAAACUGGUCAAGGUUUAUCCAGUUUCUGCACUAGGAGGAUUUCAGUACAUAUCAGCACUCAAGAAGCCCUUUCCUCAUGUCUCUAUGGUUGCUUCUCAGGGAAUAACAAUAGAUUCUAUUGGGGAAUAUAUUUUGCGAGGAGCAUCAUCAGUUGUUUUGUCAGAUGCGAUAUUCGAUAAAGAGGCAAUUGAACAAUAUAAUUAUAAUAAGAUAUGUAAACUUGCACAUUCUGCUGCAUUGCUGGGAAAAAAAGCUGUGAAUAGGUGACACUUUUGUACUUAUAUAUAUAUAUAUAGAUGUUGUAUUCUUAGAGUUGUAUCUUUGCCUUGAAUCACAUUUAUAGGUUAUUAUACCUUGAUCAUUCUAUGAAUUAUUAAUUGUCUAUUAGUAAAAGUG